AUGUCUACUCGACUGGACUUUGGCUUCAUCCUCGCCGGUUCCUACCUAAACACCGCAGUCUUCACCCUGGAGCUAGUCCUGCUCUGGAAUUAUGCCAAUACUAAAGCCUUUAAACGAGACCCCAAGCUCGUCAGAAUACCCGUGUUAGUGACGUUCCUAGUCGACAUAGUCGGUAUGGUGGGGGUGAUUGCAUGGGUCAUAAAGUACCUCUUCAAUCGUGGAAUUGGCCCCCCAGGGCGUGCAAUACCCUGGCCCAUCCCUCUCGUAGCAAUCACGACAGUGAUCAACGCCUUCCUCGUCCAGUGCUUCAUGAUACGGCGAUACUACAAAUUCUCGCGGUUCAAGGCACUAGCCAUCUUGUUGUUCGUGCUGACCAUCGCUUCGUUUGCCAUCCUCAUCGCAGGAGCCGGAAUAUCCUUCACUCUAACAAAAGACUACGCGAAAAAUAAAGAGCGACACAGAAUCCCAUGUCGGCCUAGGCUUAACGUCCAUAACGGACCUAGCAAUCGCAGGCCUUCUAAUUGUCAAGCUCUGGAGCUCCAAUUUCCACUCACACCGGAUGCCCUCGUCAAGCGCUUGACAAUCCUCGCAAUCCAAACCGGUUGCGCACCUACCAUCGUCGUCAUAACGUGCCUAGUCGCAUUCUGGGUUAAACCAGAAUCAUCCAUUGCACCAGCAUUCGCCAUGUCCCUCGGCAGCAUCUACACCACCACAAUGCUCUUCACGCUCAACAGACGCAACUACCUCCGCAGCUCAACCUCAACCAUCCACUCCGUGAACGACACCCACAUGAUCAGGAACAUCACAUUCGAGGGUACCCGCGUCAGCGCCUCCCCAGAUCCACGCUCCCACCUAUCCGCAUUCACCUCCAAAACAUCCGACUCGAGUAAAAGUAAAAGUCGAAGCAGGUCCAGCGUAUUCGCGAAACAGAAGAACAACAGGGCUACGCGCGUCCGUUCGAAUUCGUUGUCGAAGCGGCUGGGUGGGAUACAUGUGGAAGUUGCCCGAACGAGGGUGACAAACGAUAUCUGGACAGCGACGGGGACGCUUUCGUCCUCUGUUUCUGCGCCUUUAUCCGACGAGGAAAUUGACGAUGAGGAUGACGACGAAGAUGGAGACUCGGAUAGCGAGAGAGAUUCGGAAGAAGACUACCUGUCCCUGGAGCGACGCCAAAAGAUGGACGAGGAGAGUCAGACACGACGGCAGGACGAAGAUCAAGACGAGGGGGACAGUUUCGAAGAAAUCGAGUUGCAAGAUCAGACGAGGAGUCGGAGAGGACCGAGACCUGGGUCGUUGGACGAAGUUGAAGCUACCAUUGAUAUACCGAACGCACCGCAAAGACCGGCGCCUGUUGUUCAUCGUAGUACUAUUCAUCCUAGCACGGCAAGUACUAGCUCUGCAGGCGCUGCGCAGCCUGCUCAAUAUAACCCUUUCGGACACUAA
Messenger RNA from Coprinopsis cinerea okayama7#130, 1443 nucleotides. RefSeq lists its product as hypothetical. The transcript is spliced from 9 exons. Lineage: Eukaryota; Fungi; Basidiomycota; Agaricomycetes; Agaricales; Psathyrellaceae. The record is from RefSeq and is a predicted model, not a curated record. The coding region runs from base 1 to 1443 and encodes 480 amino acids.